This is a messenger RNA of Cadophora gregata, 234 nucleotides long. RefSeq lists its product as uncharacterized. Lineage: Eukaryota; Fungi; Ascomycota; Leotiomycetes; Helotiales; Ploettnerulaceae. The record is from RefSeq and is a predicted model, not a curated record. The coding region runs from base 1 to 234 and encodes 77 amino acids. The transcript has 3 exons.
AUGCAAAUCUCGUUCGUUGCUCUUUUGGCUUUUGCCACUGCUGCUCUUGCUUGCUCCCAGGGAGAGGACUGCUGCUGGGCUGAUCUCACGGCUUGUGAGCAGGAGAAUGGAGAUGAUUCCAGCUCGUGCCACACUCGUGACUUCAUCUUCGCUCAGUGCGAGAACUUUGGUGUUGAAUGUGCCGAUGGAGACUGCUGCAGCAUCAAGUCUGGAGAGGUCAUUGAGUGUGUUUAA